Molecule: messenger RNA, 620 nt
Organism: Drosophila erecta
Lineage: Eukaryota; Metazoa; Arthropoda; Insecta; Diptera; Drosophilidae
Exons: 3
Coding region: 184-489 (101 amino acids)
Source: RefSeq, a predicted model, not a curated record
UUCAAUUUUAGGUGCUCGAGUUUUAUCUUAUCUCUUAAUAUGGCAAAAUUCGUUCACUUUUGUUUAAAUUUGUGAUAAGAUAUGAUAGUAACCCUAUCCGCUUAUUAUUUUGUUAACGCCGGUCUUAUUUAGUUGCCGCAUUGCGAUUUGUCAUUUCAUUGCGAAAGGUUUGGGUUUUCCAGAAUGAACGCAGUUGUCAUUUUCUUAAUAUUUCUGGCGUGUUGCUUUGGAGCGAAUAUUCCUAUAAAUCCGUGCCUGAUGGAAAGAAAGUGCGAUAAGGUGGAUGAGACAAGUGCCAUUUGCGGAUUAGAUGAUGAAAGGGGUUGUAUUCGAAAGUUUCCAUCAAAGUGUUUUUUGGAUAUGGCAUUUUGUAUUGAGGGAAAAAAUUUCACCGACUUUAGUGAGGAAUAUUGCUCAAUGGAAUCGUAUCUCUGUGAAAUUUCGCCCACAUACGAACGCUGGACCAUUUUCUUUGGGCAUGAGAAUUAGUUAUAAUUCUAUUUUCUAUUUCCACACUAUAAUUAAAGUGUGAAAAGCGCUGCAUUACUACGCUUAUAUGAUUAGAUCGUGAAAUACUAGUGUAAAACUAUUUCCAAUAUUAAAUUAUUUUGUUGUUCCAA